AUGGUGCCUAGGUCCGCCGCAUCGCCGACUUUAUCGUCGACGCCCUCCUCGACCACCUCCCACCCGCAUUACCUCAUAUACGACGAGGAUGGGACCACGGCGGACCAGAAAUUAGAAGAGGAACGAACGGCUGCUAAUCUCGAGAGUGCCGCGGCCCUUCAAAACGAACAAAUCGUUUCGAGUACAGCUGGGAUCGGUGUCGGCGUUGGCAUUGGUGGAUCAACCAAUGCCCCGACGGCUGCCGCUACGGGAUUGGCCGGAUAUUGGCAACACGCGACCACUGCUACCAGUUAUUGGCCAUCCCUAUUCGACUGUUGGACCACACCACCUAUUUCUUCCAGUUCUCAGAGCCUUUCUCUGCCUCGUGACGAUAAUUGAAUCAUUUCAUUCGCCUCAGACUAUAUCAACACCGAAUUUAAGAUUCACCUAAUGUGACUCUCCUAAACCUUUUAUAUAAUUACUUGCAUCUAUAUUUUAUUUAUCUUCUCUUCCAAAUAUUUUUCGUGCCAGAAUUGUAUCAGUGAUUUAUUAAUGUUAUUAUACCUUUUAAGGGAAUUUUUAGGGAAAAGGGUGCGUGCAAUAUUCCACUUCCGAGUGUUAACUUUUUCCUUGUUGUUUCUUUUUUCCUUCUAGUUUCUUUCCUUUUUUUUUUAUUUUUAUUUCUAUACACUUUUGAUUAGAAACAAAAAAUACGGUGAUUGACGGAAGGGUGAAUCAGUGAGACUUUAUUACUCGUCGUAGUUCCUCGUUAAUCGUUAACAACGAUCUCAUCGUGUGACAAAUGAAAUAAAAUUCUGUACAGAUAAUCUUUUGUGUUCGUGAUAUAUCAUACGACGAGACGAUUUGUCAAUCUCCUCGUCUGCAAAAUUAACUCUCACGUGAUUUAGUCGAUCAGGGGGUUACCUUGCAUGAAAAAGGAAAAAAAUCAAAAGCAAACAAACAAACAAACAAAAAGAAAGAAAUGGGAAAAAGUUGGAAAUACUCUUGAAGCGACUUUAUCGAUCGAAUAAAAUCAAUGUGUUGGUGUAUAUCGUGACGGAUAACGAGGAUCAUUCUAAUAAGACGAGCUUACACCCUAACUCAUUAUUCUUUGUAGAUAUAUGUAUAGUAGAACGCUGACUUCAAACGCAAAAGCCUAAAUGUAUACUAAAUUCGUGUAUAUCGUAAAUAAGACGACUAAGGAUUAGGAACAAAAAUUCUAUGACACGAUGAAAAUUGAAUUAAAUACGAUUAUUAAAUUAUAAUCAAAAAUGAUCAAAGAAAAAUGGAAAUAACA
Polistes canadensis is the source of this 1276-nucleotide messenger RNA. RefSeq lists its product as uncharacterized. NCBI's taxonomy places the organism in Eukaryota, Metazoa, Arthropoda, Insecta, Hymenoptera, Vespidae. The transcript is spliced from 2 exons. The coding region runs from base 1 to 378 and encodes 125 amino acids. The record is from RefSeq and is a predicted model, not a curated record.